Marmota monax (woodchuck) is the source of this 6949-nucleotide messenger RNA. It is a transcript of the gene Arl5b, whose product is annotated as ADP ribosylation factor like GTPase 5B. The coding region runs from base 181 to 723 and encodes 180 amino acids. NCBI's taxonomy places the organism in Eukaryota, Metazoa, Chordata, Mammalia, Rodentia, Sciuridae. Gene Ontology annotation, molecular function: GTP binding; GTPase activity. Gene Ontology annotation, biological process: protein localization to Golgi membrane; intracellular protein transport; vesicle-mediated transport. The transcript is spliced from 7 exons. Gene Ontology annotation, cellular component: cytoplasm; trans-Golgi network. The record is from RefSeq and is a predicted model, not a curated record.
GCUCUGGUGGGUAGGUGGGUUCAGACUGAGGGGACUACGGGUCGGCGUUGGGCUCAGCGGACUCGAAACAAAGGACUAUCCGGUAGGGUUUCGACUAGGCACCUUCUGCCAGCGCCGCGUUGGGGGACCCCGCGCAGCGGCACCUGCUGCUGAGGGACCCCGCGGCCCGUCCAGGUGCUCAUGAUGGGGCUGAUCUUCGCUAAACUGUGGAGCCUCUUCUGUAACCAAGAACACAAAGUAAUUAUAGUGGGACUGGAUAAUGCCGGGAAAACCACCAUUCUUUAUCAAUUCUUAAUGAAUGAAGUGGUCCAUACUUCUCCAACUAUAGGAAGCAAUGUUGAAGAAAUAGUUGUAAAGAAUACUCAUUUUCUUAUGUGGGAUAUUGGUGGUCAAGAGUCCCUACGGUCAUCUUGGAACACAUAUUACUCAAACACAGAGUUCAUCAUUCUCGUUGUUGAUAGUAUUGACAGGGAACGACUAGCUAUUACGAAAGAAGAAUUAUACAGAAUGUUGGCUCAUGAGGAUUUAAGGAAAGCUGCAGUCCUUAUCUUUGCAAAUAAACAGGAUAUGAAAGGGUGUAUGACGGCAGCUGAAAUCUCUAAAUACCUCACCCUUAGUUCAAUUAAGGAUCAUCCAUGGCACAUUCAGUCUUGCUGUGCUUUAACAGGAGAAGGGUUAUGCCAAGGUCUAGAGUGGAUGACCUCCCGGAUUGGCGUGAGAUAACUUUUUAGCUUGAAAGAGACUGCUCUAUUUAUUCUAUGACAUGAACAUUUUUCCUAGUACCUUUAGCUGCUGAGGCAGCAGCAUGUUUAAUUUAUAACAACACAAACCUCUAUGAGCAACACUUGAAUCAAGUGCAGCUGAACUGGAACAUAAAAGAUUUUUUCUUAACUUUUUUUAAAUGCACUAAUCUUCAGUUGGAUGAACAUAAUGCAUAACUGUUUUCAGCAACAGAACUCUUCUGACUGCUUAUUCUGUAUUCUAAUUAUUCAGUGACUGCCUUGUAAAAAUGUUUGUCAUGUUUAAUGUUUCAAAAGUAUUGUUAUAACCUUUAUGAGCAAUUUCUUUCCAUUCAUGAUCACUACUCCCUCCUUCCAGUUUUGACAGAAUUUUAGUGGAAAUUAUCAGGUACUACUUCCAAAUUUUUCCAGCACUAAAUAUUUGUUCUUUUUAUGAAUCAUUUAUCUUUCUGACAGACUUUAUUCUAAAGAAAUAAAUCUGCCUAGAAGAUACAUAUAAGAAAGAUUAACCAUUAUGAAUAUUUGCCUUUAAUUCCCUCACAUAUUGCAUUUCAUGGAAGAAUUGUAAGUUGCUAUUAGCAUGGAAAUUAAGUGGACUAUUAAUUUAUAUAAAGAAAUUGAGUUCACUUUUGUGAUUACAACAUUUGGUAAAAACUAAUCCAGGUAAAAUAUUUAUUUGAAAGCCUGGCAUGGAUGGUAAAUACUGUUGGAUUAGUCUGGUAAUUUAAGGAAUGUCAUUAUUCAACGUGUAUAUAAUAAUCAGAAAUUAUUAAAGCACACCAGCACUAAAAUUAAAAUAUGACAGCUGAAUCUAUUUUACUAUCAAUUUGCAAACAACUCUGUUAUCCACAAAAUUUCAGCUAUUAUUUGAAGAAAACAACACAUCUGCUUUCCACAGUAGCUAAAGCAGAAGUAUGAACAGUCCUUUUUCUUUCUUAAAAUUUGGUAUAGUGUCUUUCAUAGCAUUUUUGCCACCAGCAGAAUAUUAAGAAACCAUGGGGCUUUCUUUAAAUAUUUUCAAGAAUGUUGUAUGGAGUAGCCUUGAAACAGUUGCCAUUUUUAAGUUAUAUGUACUUCAUGUUCUAAAAUCUUACAGGAAGCUGCUAAAUUUUAUCCUAGCUUUUAUAACAUUACUGUAAUACUCAAAGUUAGUAUUCUUAACACCACUUAAAUUCAGAAAUCAAAGUGCAGGAAAUGUCAUAAUCAAAAGUUUAUUUUUUGGAUAGCAUUAAGUUUUUGAGGCAGUUGUCUAAUGUGAAUAUCUGAGCAUUGCAUAUUUUCAAUUAAGAGGGAGGACAGGAAUUUUAAUUUUAAUUCUUUUAUUUCCAAUGUGUGAUUUUGCUCUAAAGAAGGUAUAGAACAUAUAUUUAGAGAAUGUUAUUCCAUUCUUGCAGUAUUUUUUUCUUUGGGAUCAAAAAUAAGAUUCAGUGUUCCUAAGAUUAUCAAUAUCUGUUCAAAAGUGGUGUUUUAAUUUUAAUAUUUGAUUUGUAAAUGAAUUUAAAUUUUGCUGUUUUCAGGUAUAUUUAGUUUACUAUAUUGAGAUGAAUUAAUUUAGAUAAACUUGAUAACACUUUCCUGAUUUGUUUAGUGGUAGUAUGCUCUCAAACAGAAAAAUGGCCAGGAGCAAGCUUUCUGGACUUUGGGAAAUAAUUAACUUUAUUUUGAACCUUUUAAUUAAUUAUUCUAUACCAAGUAGUGGCUAACUUUAGUUUUACUACAACCCAUAAUCAAGAACAAGUGAGAAAAGCAGAUAUAAGUCAAUACGGAUGCUUUGUGGGGUGUGUGUGUGUGUGUGUUUUGAGUGAUGGUGGUGGAGGGAGAUGAGAAUUAAGAAAAUACCAUUUACCUAAAGCACACUUUGCCUGAAUUUCUACUUGGUUUUAUUGUUUACCAUAAGUACUAAGGAUAAUUCUCAAAUCUAUCCUGAGAAAAAGUAUGUUUAGUACUUCAGUAUUAUGAAAUAAUUAUCUGCCUUCAUGUAUCCAAUAAGAUUGGCUGGUUCAGUUCUCUUCUAUCAAAUUACAUGGUUAUUUUUUAUAUUACCACUUCAGCAUUAUAUUGAAAGUGUUUUUAAUAGUUGAUUGUAUUUUGUCAAACAGCUAUACUAGUAGAGUCUAAGAUUCGCUAUUUAAUUUUCUAAAUAAUUUUUUUAAACCGUUUUGUUAUUUUUGGAUUUGAAGUGAUCUGUGUUAGCUGUUUGUUGAGGAGGCAGUCAUCAUUCAAGUAGACUUUGUGCCAAUGAUUGGGAAAAGUUCAAUUAGGAUGUUCAUACAAAACUUUUUAAAAGGUUUUCAUCAGAUCUUUCCUGUUAAAUAAUAUGAAAACUGAUCAUCCUUUACUCCAAGAGAAUGUCUUGACUUAAGCAAAUAUCUAAUACUGAAGCAUUGAUUUUAUUCAUUAUAAACAGCCAACAGAUAUUAUUUGAAAAAUGUAAAUUUGUGAUUAGUGCCUUUAUUCAUAUUUAAGAUAAGUUCUUAAUUUUGUAUUAUACCUGCUCUUUAGAAGUCUGAUUAGCAGCUAAUUAGUUCAACAAGGGAAUAAUUUGAGCUUUUAUCCUCUCUGUUCACAUAUUGCCUAGCAAAGUUUCUAGUAAGUGGGAAGUAAGAAACCCAACACACAUUACCUUCAGGAGAUUAUUAUACAUUUUAUUUUUAAAUGGAGGAUAAAGAAUUUAAAGUUUUGUGGGUUUUUUUUGUUGUUUGUUUUGUUUUUUAGUUGUAGAUAGAUACAAUACUUUUAUUUUUUAUUUAUCAAUGUGAUGCUGAGGAUAGAACCCAGUUCUUCACAGAUGCUAGGCAAGUACUCUACCCUAACCCCAAAGAAUUUAAAUUUUAAGGAAAAUAUUUUCAUUGUGUUAAAAUUAAAAUAUACUUGCUUUUGCAAGUUCAAAUAUGGCAUCUUUCUUAAUUCUGAGAUUUUGCUGAUUGAAACUCAUUUGAGAACUCUUUUAGAAUUAACUCUCCUUUUUAAUAAGGGAAUAUACUUAAUAUUGUUAAUGUAAUUUAAUUUCUUAAAACCUGAAAUAUUUAUAUAUAUAUAUAUAUAUAUACACACACACAUAAAAUCUAUUGAAAACUGAGGAUUAAAUAUGUAAUUUUUGCUUUUAGGUUCUUGUGUUAGUAUGCUUAAAGGUAUAUUCUGUAUUCAUUAGAAGAAAGAUAAUACAAAUUUCAGUGCUGAAAAUUUCUAAAUGUCACCACCCCUAUAGCCAUAAUCACUUUGAUUAAGCAUAAUUGAACUUUCAUUAUCUAUAAAAUAAAGACAAAAUAAUUAUUUUCUUAUGGAAGCAGUGAGUAAUAUAGGCAAUGCCAUUUACAGUAGCCUCUGAAGAGCCAUGGAAUGCUCAAAGCAAAGAAAAUUUUGAAGAAAACAAUAGAAGCUUUUUUUAUAUAUAUAUAAAUCUUUUUGGUCUAGUGUUGUAGGACAAAAAUAUAGAUGAAAUUGUUUCUGAAUACAACUCACUUAAUCCAUAACUGUACUUCAGGAAAAUGUACUGGUACUAUACAUAUAUAUAUGUAUGUUUUAUUGGCAUUUCUCUUAAAGUCUUAAUUUAUGGCUUUGAACCAAAAAACUUUGAAAUCAUAUUCAUUUAUUAUUUGAUUCCUAACCCCCUUGUCACUCAUUUUUUAUGCAAACAAGUAGGAAAUUAAAGUACAUUUAAUAACUACUAUUCAACUUAAAUUGAAUUAAUGGCUAAUGAUAAUACAAAAGAGAAAACAAGCCAUAUUGCAUAGAAAAUAAUAUUAUACUGCUUAAAAUGCAUUGGUGUAUGUUGGAAAUAACCUUCUUCUGGGAAAUUUAUCUUGCUCAUUUUCAUGGCUUUACUAAUUGGAUGGAAGUGGUUACUUCAGUUUAUUGCCUAUAAAUGCCACCCCAAACUACAAUUCUGUUUAACUUUUUAGUAUUGAAAAUAUACUGUAGCCAGACUGUCCUUGUUUAAUAAAUGUCUGCAUAAAUUUGAAACUUUUAUAGUCAAGGUUAGGUUUUCCAAUAGUGUCUCAUCAUUAUUCAUUGAUUAUAACUGUGAAGACAACCCAAAAGCUAGGCUCCUCCUCAAAAAAGUAUAGUUUAAGAAUUUUGGGUAACCAAAACUAUUUUAGAAAAGAUCAAUGUGAAAAAUAUGUUCAACUACUACAUUUUAAAUUUAGUGGGGGGGGGAGGGGAAAUGUGUUCAGGUGGCCUAGAGUCAGCUUUAAAUGUAUGUACUUUGAUGAAAUGUUUGGAUAGUGUUAAUUUGAAUGCUAUUAGAAACAAAUUCUAAAAGUAUAUAAUAUUUUACUGUAGAAUUAGUUGACCUGUAUUAUUUUUAAUGUGACCAAAAAAAUUGAAGACUGAUUAUGUUUUCAGAUUUUGGAAUUAUAGUCACCUAGAGGCAUCUUUUCCUCGCACCCCCCUCCCCCUUAACCAGUAAUCUGAAUGUUCUCCUGAAAAUGAAGAAAUAAUAUAAUGUGCUCUGCAUGGCUUUUGGAAUAAAAAACAAAAUCCUAGCCAGGGUCAGUGGCACAUACCUGCAAUCCCAGCAACUAGAGAGGCUGAGUCAGGAGGUUCAUAAAUUCGAGACUAGCCAGCAACUUACCACAGCCCUAAGUGACUUAGACCAUCUCAGAAUAAAAAACAAAAAGGUGCUGGGGAUGUCACUAAUGGUAAAGUGCCCCUGGGUUCAGUCCCCAGUACCCACCCCUCCACCCCCCACAAAGAAAAUGAAGAAGAAAAGAAAGAGGGAAACAACAUUCUGAAAGAAUGGAAAUGUUUUCUUGCAUAAACUUGUAAAUUUUUAAUUAAAAAGUUACCUCAUUUUUCAGUCCACAAGGUGCUUUGCUCAAGUUUGUGGGAUGUUACACCAUCCCAUAAUACCCCAUUUACCCAAACUGUGUUUGAAAUAUGCAAAAUUUACAACUAAGGAAUCGAAUUACUUAAGAGAUUUUUGUUUUAUUCUUAAUUGUUUAUUACCAGCAGGGCACAGUUUUCAUUAAAGCAAAUGAGCCAAUACUCAUUCAAUAUUUAAUUAGUUAAAUAGAAUAAGGGAAAGGAAAAUUCUUUAAUUUGAUUGGUUGUAGUAUUCUGUGAAUAUAUUUCCAUCAAUAUUGGUUAAAAUAGCAAAUGACUAUGAUUUGAUCUUAGUUGUGUAUGAUUUCUUUGCAUGUUUUAUCCCAUAAAAGACUAUAAUCAUUUUAAUCUUACAUUUUCCCUCAGGAAAUUCAGGGUCUUGAAACUCUCUUUUAUUCUCUUGGAGUAAACUUUCAGUGUGGGUUAUGAAAUUUUUUAAUUUUGGAUUUUAAAAAGUUGAGCUGCUGUUUCAUUGAAAGUGUGAAAUGAUGGUUGUCAUUUUUUUCAGUUAUUGGAUUGUUAUAAACUUUAUCAUGUUCAUCUAGUCCACAGAGCAUAGUUUUUUUUAAAAAAAAAAAAAACUAAAAGCAGUUACAGCCUUGCUCUUGCAGUUAUUCUAAUCAGAGUAUAAUGAUUAUAAUCACACAUUGCCAUCUUAACAUAAAUUGGUGCUUUAGUAAAGAGGAAGCAUUAGGUCCCGUAUUCAAUAUACUUUUUGCCUCAGAAUGUACAUCUACAUUAAAAUGUGUGUAUUUAUAUUUAUGUUCAUUUCUUAAAAUUUAAAUUGUAUCCAUAAAGGUUCAAGCUUUUUGCAAUAGCUCUAACAGUGUAUCUUAUAUCAGCCUGAACAAAUACAAAUGGCAUUAUAAGGUCAAAAUUGUGAGUCAGACUUCUCUGUGGUCCCCCUGCAGUAGUUCAGAGGAAAGAAAAAAUGUCCUUCAUACCACAAAUUGCUCUGAACCCUAACCAAGCAACUGAAAUGUAUGCCAUUGGUUCAAGAUUAUAAGCAUUAACCAAGAAAAUUGCAAAGGUAAUUAAUGAUUCACGUCAUCACUUCCUGCAAAUGGUUCAAAGCAUGUUCUUCUGAUGGUGGGUUGUUUCGAAGACAUGUUUUUGUCAUUUUAAUACUUUAUUACUAUUGUGAAAUACAUUUUAUAUGUUAAGUUCAGGUGGCUGGUUCUCAUGAUUAUUUCUACAGUUACGUCAUAAUGAGUUGCUUGCAUGCCUACUUAUCUAAGUAAAAGGAUGCUAUUUGCUCUGGAAUGUUCAUCUUUUAAACAGGUUUUGGGUCAUUUACAAUCAUGGUGCAAUAUAGUGUAACAUUAAUUUGUUUUCAGUCAACAGUUUUAUUUUUGUCAUAAUAAAUAAUUACUUUUCCAAUA